GACCCGAAUAUAAAUUCAACACCCCCGUCACACUCAAACCCGGUCGAUCAAUCCAGUCAAACUUCGUCUUUACAGCAAAAACGGAAACGUCUCAUGCCACAUUCGAUUCUCAAAGACAGUUCAUCUAAGCAACUCGAAACUCAUCGAAGUCGACGGUUGACAGACGGAAGUGGCAAUCUGUCACCAACCAACAUAUCUACCUGUACUCGAGUAUCGUUUGAUCAGCCUACUAUACCGACAGUUGGUUCAUCAGCGUUCAACAGGCUGGCUGCCAUCGGAGACAGCGAUCUAGGGAAGACAAGCACUCUGCGCCAAAGACGUACCUCUCUUCCUGUCACUCCAAAUGCUUUCGCAGCCAGUAGAGCUGCUUUACAAAGUAAUUUAACAGAAGCGCGUGGACUUGUGGCAGAAAUGCUGGCCAACAAGGAUUUACCACCAAUGAUUAUUUCAGGAUUAAAAGCAGUAGCCACUUUGCUAAAUCCUCAACCACCAUCGAUCAAUUUGCACUUCGAUUUUGGUCUUCCAAUGGUUGUAGAGAAUCCAUACAGUGGUGAACAAAUUGUUGUUGCUGCGGCUUCAAAGCCACGUCUUUCGAGUAUCACAUUCUCGACAGUAACAAGUGCUACCGGACUACCAACAAUCGCCGCUGAGCCUUCUAGGCCACGAUCAAGCAGCUACUGGAAACAACCAGAUCGUGAAGGUUGCAAGAGUGGAGCUAGUCCGGAGAAUAAGCAUUAUUUUCAGCCACAAACAUCCAGUACUCCUAUAACUGAUACCACCACCCUAAGCGAUGAAGAAAAGCAAAAGGAGGACAUUCCACUGAUUAAAACCUCCAAAAAUAAUCGAGAUACACAUGAUGAUGAAGUCGAUGUGAAUAUCGUGGCCUGCACUAGUUUGGGAAGAAUUGAGGAUUCCACGAUACGUACAUCAGAUGGUACAAAUUAUAAUUACAAGGAACUGAAUUCAGAUGAAGAGCUGGCCAGGAUCGCAGAAUGGGGCUUUCCUAUUUUUCAUUUUGCUGAGUGCCAUCCGACAACAACACUUAGCAGGAUAACAUAUUCAGUAUUCCGCGAACAUGACCUUUUUCGGAUUUUCAAAUUAUCGCUAAAUAAAUUUUUUAAUUUCUUUCAUUCAUUGGAAUGCGGGUAUUGGGACAUUCCUUAUCACAAUCGUAUACAUGCAGCGGACGUGUUACACGGGUGUUAUUAUUUAACAUGUCAUCCAGUUUGUGCGUUCCUCGGAACACCAACCAAUAAUACUGAGCCUUCACUGUCUAUUUCUGAUAAUUCACCGUUACCUCUGUCAAGCAGUAUGAGCACACUUGAAUUGAUGGCUUUAUUUACUGCUGCAGCAAUGCAUGAUUAUGAUCAUCCUGGCCGAACAAACGCAUUUCUUGUCGCAGCUGAAGACAAAAAAGCUAUCUUGUACAAUGAUCGAUCAGUAUUGGAAAAUCAUCAUGCUGCUGAAUCAUGGCGUCUGCUGUCGAAACCAGAGAAUUCUUUUAUUGAAACGUUGGAUGCCGCUGAAACGAAACGAUUUAGAUAUCUUGUACUGGAGUAUAUCCUCGCCACGGAUCUCAAACUACAUUUUGAUAUCAUAAUGCAAUUUAAUGAAAAGGCACCAGAUAUGGAUCUAGGCAACGAGUCAGAUCGUGUUAUCAUUUCACAAAUGCUCAUUAAAUUUGCUGAUAUCAAUAGUCCUUCUAAACCAUAUCCACUUCAUCGUCAGUGGACCGAUCGCAUUUGUGAAGAGUUUUAUGCUCAGGGCGAUGAAGAGAAAAGACGUGGUAUGGCAGUAUCACCAUAUAUGGAUCGAAAUGAUCCAGCAGUUGCCAAAUUACAGGACUCAUUCAUUUCUCAUAUAGUUAAUCCAUUAGCUGUUGCUCUGAAUGAAGCAGGUCUACUGCCGAUUUUACCAGGUCUGGAAGAACCUGAAUUGAUCAUCAACUUGAAGCACAAUCAUCAGAAAUGGCUCAACGAACUAGAAGAACAGAUAGCUUCCACAAAAGUCAUGGGAUCAGGCAAUAUUGCGCCUGUGCUCAAUCAGCCGUCUUCAUUAUCAUUCAAAACAUCUGAUAAUGUAAUCGUUGAAGAGAGUAGUAAUGAGGAGCAAAACAGUGAAUCGUGUAGUAAAGAUUUUGAAAGUGAGAACGGAUAUUCAAGCGAACAUAUCCAAUAAUGGUAUUUUUGUGGCGAUUGGUUUGAAGCGGUCAGUACCUACUGAUAUAUGUGCUGGUCAUUUUUGCUGAUACUUCCUCGCAUGUUUUAUCCUCAAAUAUACUUGUUUUCUCACAAAUUGAAUUUAUUUACUGGGAAUAAAAUAAAUUUUUUCAAAUAAAAC
This is a messenger RNA of Loa loa (African eye worm), 2340 nucleotides long. RefSeq names its product 3'5'-cyclic nucleotide phosphodiesterase. Gene Ontology annotation, biological process: signal transduction. Lineage: Eukaryota; Metazoa; Nematoda; Chromadorea; Rhabditida; Onchocercidae. The transcript is spliced from 17 exons. Gene Ontology annotation, molecular function: 3',5'-cyclic-AMP phosphodiesterase activity. The coding region runs from base 94 to 2178 and encodes 694 amino acids. The record is from RefSeq and is a predicted model, not a curated record.